CCUGCCACACUCUUCGAAUGCUGUUGAUUUUUCCCUCUUGCCCUUACUCUUCUCCAUGAUGCCUGGUCGAAGUUCUUCUACAGACAACUCGGAUGGCUCAAGCAAUUCACCAGAUGAUACCCCUCAUGAUAGCCGAAGCGAGAGCAACCCACCUCCCCCACCUCGCAAGCCCAUUCCAAGAAAAGGUCAUACCAAGUCGAGACGAGGAUGUUACAAUUGCAAACGCCGUAGAAUCAAGUGCAAUGAAAGACAUCCGCAAUGCAGCCACUGCAUCAAAGCGGGCUUGCAGUGUGAGUAUCCAGCAAACAUCAUCCAGACCACACAUCAAUCGUCGCCCACGUCUCCGAGUCCACAGGAGAUGGUGAACCUGCGUUCGACACCGGCGACCUUUUCGAUGAAUGAUUUGCGCCUUUUUCAUCACUUCCUCAUCACAGCUUACCCCCAUCUACCGGUUGGCGCAGAUAAGAUAUGGAUCACCGUAAUCCCAAGCUUUGCACAUAACUAUGAAUACCUAAUACAUUCCAUCCUCGCGUUAGCUGCGUCACACCUCGAUGCGGUUUCAAAUGCCAGUGUUAACAAAGAAGCCAUAUCACACCGGAUUCUCGCCAUGCAGGCCCUGAACGAGGCCCUUUCGGUGCCACCAAAAAACAGUGUCGAGCGCGACGCACGAAUGGCUGCCGCAAUGGCCCUCGCCUUCCAAUCAGGCCAUCUUCAAGACGGGCUGCUUGAAUACCUGACCAUGGUAAGGGGAUGUAAUCUCAUUGCCAUGGAGGAAUCCUUUUCACACCAGGAAUCUGCUUUCUACGCCUUUCGCGAAGAUGAUCAUCUUGCAACGAUGCAAACUCGCGUCAACUCAUCCGGCAUCAACGCCAUCAACCGCGAAGAUCUCGACCUUGCCGGCACCUCGCUGCGCGCCAUCGAGACGCUGCACAUGACGGAAUGGGAGCGGCAGUUUUGGGAGAUACUCGUGCGCACCGUCGACAAUGCGUAUGAACGGCCCGUCGAAACAUACACGACCUUUGUCCAGCUCUACAACCAACCUUCACGCCUUACCCAUGACGAAUUCCAGUCCUUUGUCGACCCGGGAAACGACGUGGCACAGAUCCUGCUGGCCCAUUUCAUUGCCGUGCAGGCGCUGCUGACGCCUAUACUGAUGCUCGAGCGCGUCGGGUUUCAAGGUGUCAAUGCCCCCACGGCGGUGCUGGGCUGGAUCGAGGGAAUCUACUUUAAUGUCUCGUUUGGGUUGAGGUACUACGUUGAGUGGCCGAUGCAAGUCGCGAGGUAUCCGUUUGUCAGAUUUGUAGGCCAACAAUCGUUGGAUCACGACUUGGAGAUUUGCGCUUGA
Messenger RNA from Periconia digitata, 1345 nucleotides. The record is from the annotation of a GenBank genome assembly. Lineage: Eukaryota; Fungi; Ascomycota; Dothideomycetes; Pleosporales; Periconiaceae.